AUGGGCCGGAAACGCGCUGAUAUGGUCACAAAUAUUGUAAAUAUAUACUUACCCAACGGUAUCUAUGUUUUAAAUCGUGCAACGAUACCAAUGGGCGAGAAAUCACGCGAUGAUCUCGAUGUUGCCUACAACAAGGAAUUGAAUGAAUUGCGCGCAAAAUACGAUAAUCUGUUUAAACCCAUCUACGAUGAAAGAGAAAAGGUACUUACAACACCAUCUGGAGAUGAAAAGGGAACACCUGCGCUACCCAAGUUCUGGUUAACCGCUAUGAAGAACAACAACACACUCCGUUCGAUUAUCGAGUUUCGCGAUGAGCCGGUAUUGGCUUACCUCUCUGACGUUAAGGCCGAAUUUUUGGAACCCUUGAAACAAGAAUCAUUCAGAAUCAUGAUGACAUUCGACGAAAAUCCAUACUUCUCAAAUAAGGUCUUGACAAAACAGUACACGAUGAAGGUAAUUGACGGCGAAGUAGAGGCGCUGCUACAAGGAACAGAAGCAACGGAAAUCAACUGGUACCCAGACAAGGAUGUUACACGCCAGACUGUUACCAAGAUUCAACGCCACAAACGUACCAAGGAAACAAGAACAAAAACUGAAAUUGAAGACCAGCCCAGCUUCUUCCGUUUCUUUACUACGCAAGAAGUACCUUCAAACGAGGCACUAUCCCGUAUGACGAAACAGGAGAUCGCUGAACUGGAAAUGUACGUGGAGGAAGACUACGACAUCGGUAUCGUGAUCAGGUUAUCGGGAGAUUCUAUUUUCUGUGCCUCUGGCGACGUGGCCGAUCAACAGUAUCUGACACAGCUGCUACAGGCGACGGUUCGACGUGAAAUGCUGGACCAUAAUAAUGAUGUGAAAAGAUGCCAUCUAGGACCGGAAUCGCUACACAAUUACUUGAGCCGCGUCUUCUAUUCAAGGCGCUCUAAGAUGAACCCUUUGUGGAACUCCGCCAUAGUUGCCGGGUACUCAAAAGGCGUACCUUUUGUUGGUUACUCGGAUAUGCACGGUACACAGUACAAGGAUGACUUCGUCGUAACAGGCAUGGGAAAAUACUUCGCCAUUGGACCUUUGCGUGAAAAACACGAUGUCAAUAUGAGCCGAGAAGAAGCUCGGGAGUUGGCCAUCGAGUGCAUGAGGCUAUUGUUUCUGCGUGAUUGCGCUGCAGGCGAUCGCGUACAAAUCGCAUAUGUUACGGAUAAAGGGGUAGAGUUCGAGGGACCUAUGAAGUUAGAAGCGGAAUGGUAUGUGUUUUACAUUGAUUAUUUCAAUGAUUUCAGGCGGUACGAGAAGUUCAUCUCACCCACAUCUCAGAAGGCAAUAGCAAGUUGCCAAUUUUAA
Messenger RNA from Babesia sp. Xinjiang, 1338 nucleotides. RefSeq names its product Proteasome subunit beta type-4. The record is from RefSeq and is a predicted model, not a curated record. The transcript has 4 exons. Gene Ontology annotation, cellular component: proteasome core complex; nucleus; chromatin. Gene Ontology annotation, molecular function: chromatin binding; histone binding. Bases 1 to 1338 code for a protein of 445 amino acids. Lineage: Eukaryota; Apicomplexa; Aconoidasida; Piroplasmida; Babesiidae. Gene Ontology annotation, biological process: nucleosome assembly.